Messenger RNA from Lizanozyma spartinae, 1395 nucleotides. Its product is annotated as sterol esterase. The record is from RefSeq and is a predicted model, not a curated record. NCBI's taxonomy places the organism in Eukaryota, Fungi, Ascomycota, Pichiomycetes, Serinales, Debaryomycetaceae. Bases 1 to 1395 code for a protein of 464 amino acids. Gene Ontology annotation, biological process: lipid metabolic process. The transcript has 2 exons.
AUGGACUACAAUAAAUAUACACCGAGUCCAAGACAGACAGGCCAUAAUUUCAUAGUCAAGUAUUGGUAUCUCUUCACGUCCUUCUUUAGCUCGUUGGUGUUUGUACAGGUGUUGAUCAAUGGUGCGGUAACUUACCAUCUAUGGAACAAGAUAACCGGAUCUGAAAAGUCCAAUGAACCAGUGGAUGUGGAUGAAAACACUUACAUUCCAAGGGAACCUUACAAUGAUAUCGACCAGAUGAAACCAUCCAAAGACUUGAGAUACUACUGCUUACAUAUGGGAUUGGAUUUGGAAGAGUAUCGUAUUGUGACUGAAGAUGACUAUGUCCUCCCAUUACACCGAUUAAUUGAUCCCAAGGUGUCUUCGGAAGAACGGAACAUGAAGAAACCAAUACUUUUACAGCACGGACUUUUAUCCUGUUCUUCGGCUUACGUAACCCCAGGCUUCAAUUCAUUGGCCUACUAUUUCUUAGAGCAGGGUUACGAUGUUUGGUUGGGCAACAACCGGUCGUGGUUUGAGCCAAUGCACAACACCAUAGAAGGCAACUUGAUGCACAGUGAAGAAUAUUGGGACUGGGAUAUCCUCCAUCUUGCGUACUACGAUUUACCGUGCAUAAUCAAGACCGUCUUGAGCCACAAGCCUAACCACGAGAAGUUGGUGUAUGUUGGCCAUUCUCAGGGCUGUACCCAGUCAAUAUUGAUGCUUAAGAACGGGAACUUGAGUGAAGUACAUGAGAUGAUUGAGUUCUACAUUGCAUUAGCUCCAGCCAUCUUCCCAGGAAACUUAUUUCAUCAUCGAGCCUUCAUCAAGUUUAUUCACAGUAGAGGAAAGUUGGGCUACAAGUUAAUCUUUGGAUGUUGUUCGUUCCUCAGAUACCUUAGCAUUGCCAGAUCAUAUUUGUAUUCUACUAAGUUGUUUGGAAGUUUAACAUAUUACAUGUUCAAGUAUUUAUUUGGUUGGAAUGCCCGGAAUUGGUGUAAGGACCGUCGGAUCUGGCACUUCAAUUUCAUCUUCAACGUCACUUAUGUUUCCUCAAGACUCAUGAACUGGUGGUUAAGUGAAUGGGUCCCUCAAGGAUUCUCCAACCAAUUACUUGCACCUAAGGCGUACAAGACCAGGGCCAAUGCCAUGCCACAAUCGGAAUUUGAUGUUGAUGAUACUCAAAGUUAUUUCCCCUUUUCCAAGCAAUGGUUCACCAAUGACUUGAAAACAGUUCCCAUGCUUAUCUUCACUGCUGGUCAAGACUUCUUGGUGGACGGUGAAAGACUCAGAACUCACAUGAGAACGUACGAAAAGAACUACAUCGCUGGUGAAAACUUGUUCCUUCAUCAUCUAGACGACUACAAUCAUGUGGAUGUGAUUUGGGCUGAAGAUGUCGUGGGUAAAAUCGGGUAG